AUGGAGAGGACAAGUACUUCACUUCUAUUCCUGCUUAGCUUACUUAUCAUAUUUGCCUCAGCUGUGAAUCAGAUAAGAGCACAGACAUGUGACGAGAACCUAAGCUCUUGUGAAAAUUGCGACCAAAGGUGCAAGGCCAAACACGGACCAUCGUCCGUAAGCAAAUGUAACGGUCCGGAUGGGACGUGCGGAUGUGCCUCAUUUAAACCAGCCAAACUGUGCAUCGGUGCGACUGAUAUGUGCACUGAUAAAUGUCCUACAAGUUGUUGUGAUAGACAAUGCGCUAUAAAAUAUAAGAAUGGAAAAGGGGGUUGUGUCGACUAUGCUGGUUAUAGGAUGUGCAUUUGCGAGUACACUUGCUAA
Messenger RNA from Arabidopsis thaliana (thale cress), 363 nucleotides. It is a transcript of the gene LCR57, whose product is annotated as low-molecular-weight cysteine-rich 57. Bases 1 to 363 code for a protein of 120 amino acids. The transcript has 2 exons. The record is from RefSeq and is marked reviewed. Gene Ontology annotation, cellular component: extracellular region. Lineage: Eukaryota; Viridiplantae; Streptophyta; Magnoliopsida; Brassicales; Brassicaceae.